Messenger RNA from Thermothelomyces thermophilus ATCC 42464, 1018 nucleotides. RefSeq lists its product as uncharacterized. Gene Ontology annotation, biological process: mRNA splicing, via spliceosome. NCBI's taxonomy places the organism in Eukaryota, Fungi, Ascomycota, Sordariomycetes, Sordariales, Chaetomiaceae. The transcript has a single exon. Gene Ontology annotation, molecular function: zinc ion binding; nucleic acid binding. The coding region runs from base 98 to 808 and encodes 236 amino acids. Gene Ontology annotation, cellular component: U4/U6 x U5 tri-snRNP complex; spliceosomal complex. The record is from RefSeq and is a predicted model, not a curated record.
CACGACAACAAGUCCGAGAGCCAAGGGAAAUUGCAAAGCGCUCUCUCUCAGUAACAAACCACCGCUUGAGCCUCUCACCACAUACAAUCUGCCCACCAUGUCCGGCAAGGGCUCCGCAUACGGCCAGCCGGCCGGCGACACAGAUUUUCGCAAAAAGUACGACCUAGAAGAGUAUGCGGCCAAGGCCAAAGAGCGCGAAGCGGCGGAGAAGGAGGAGCGCAAGGCGCGGUGGGAGGCCAAGAUGGCGGGCAAGAAGUACUACAAGCCGAUGGACGGCACCGAGACGCUCACGACGGCGCGCAGCGCGACGCAGGACUUCAGCAAGCUGGUCGGGACGACGACGCUGGUGCCGGCCGGGGCGGGCGUCGGCAAGCGCGGGCGCGGCGCCGGCUUCUACUGCGAGGCGUGCGACCUGACGUUCAAGGACAACCUGCAGUGGGUCGAGCACACCAACAGCAUGCAGCACCAGCGCAACAUCGGCGCGACGGGCGAGGUGCGCAAGGCCACGGCCGAGGAGGUGCGCGCGCGCAUCGAGGCGCUCUGGGAGCGGGAGCAGCAGCGCAAGCGGGAGGAGGUCGUCUCGCUCGCCCAGAGGCUGGAGGUGCGCAAGGAGGAGGAGGCGAGAGAGAGGGAGGAGAGGAGGCGGAAACGGAAGGAGGCCGAGGAGCGCAAGAGGCAGGAAAGGGAGGCCGCGAUGAAGAUCAAGACCGAGUAUGGCGAUGACGUCCGGAUCGAGGGCGAGCACGACGAGGACGAUAUGAUGGCGGCCAUGGGGUUUACUGGGUUCGGCACCACGGCGAAGAAGUGAGACACAUCGUUACGCUGGGGGGGUUCAGGUAAUGAUGUUGGCUUACUUGAAGUUUACGAAAGAUACCAGCAAUGGGUGGCGUUUGGAGUUUCCGGGCUUGGUGUUUUCUUACAGGGCAAGUCGGUCUACGUUUUGAGAAAAAUCUGUAGAGCACUUGGAUCUCGUUUACAGUACAUACAUAUAUGCAUAAAUUUGGAAAUCAUCUUGAAA